Saccostrea cuccullata (small rock oyster) is the source of this 2880-nucleotide messenger RNA. Its product is annotated as cartilage intermediate layer protein 2-like. Lineage: Eukaryota; Metazoa; Mollusca; Bivalvia; Ostreida; Ostreidae. The record is from RefSeq and is a predicted model, not a curated record. Bases 1 to 2880 code for a protein of 959 amino acids. The transcript is spliced from 8 exons.
AUGAGUUCUAGUGUAAAAUUCAAUUCUUUUGACGAUAGAUAUGUCCACACAACUGAUGAGCAACCCACGAUUAUUGCUGUCUCAUCUGGAAUAGCAACCAAAAAGAUUGCAUUAAUCUUUGGUGCUAUUGUCGUUGUUGGAAUCAUUGCUACAGUUGGGGUUAUUCUUGGUGUCGUUAUUCUGAAGAAAGACCAUAAAGGAAACGACCAGCCACCUGCAGUUAUAAAUGGACCAAUAGAUGGGAAAUGGACUUACUGGGAUUCAUGGUCAGACUGUACUGUUACCUGUAGCGGGGGAAAACAAAGGCGCACCCGUAGCUGUACUUCUCCUCCACCUAUGUUCGGGGGAAAUUCCUGUGUAGGAAAUUCAGAAGAAAUAAGACAAUGCUCAACUUGGAAUUGCCCAGAAAAACCUUGGAUUUCCCGAAAGCCUGUUCCAAAAAUCCGAUUUGUUGGACAAUCAGCCACGUUUUGCUGUGAGGCAAACGGUUUCCCCUUACCCAUAGACUUUAUAUGGUUCAAAGAUGAUAACUUAUUGCCAGGAAUGGGAACAAAUGGAAAUUUGGUUGUUAGUUCCAUUCAGAAAUCAGACGCUGGGGCAUACUAUUGUAAGGCUACCACGGAAGCAGGAUCAGUAACAUCUGAACGCGUAACUUUAGAUGUAAGAGAUACCUCUUAUGAUACCUGCAAUCCAGUACCUACAGUGAAGGAAGAAACUCUACCAACUGGCUGCUAUUUUAAUGAUAAAGGCAACAGUAAGUCAGUAGUAAACGUCGGAAAAUGUCCAAAUAGUAAAUGCAUUACAAAUACCCUAGCUGACAAUGGUACAUGCGAAGAUUGGUGGCCUCCUCACUGCUGUGACGUAUCCCAAACAGAGACAAUUGAAAUAGAAUGCUCUGGAGGGUUUACCUAUCCGAUCACGAAAGUUAUUUCUUGCAAAUGUCGCGAAAACGUGAUAAACACUCUUCUAAAUGGAAUAGCGUAUGGUGUACAAAACGGAACUAGAAUUCCUUUUGUCCGAGGAGAAGUCAUGAUAGACGGCGAAGUGAAAUCUGUAACUUCGGCGACAGGAUACUUUUCUGUCAAUGUAUUAGGAGAGGUUUCUCGUGUUGUCAUGAACUUGCGUAAUGAUAGGUCUGGCCAACUCUUAGAUACAAAAAGAGUGAUAGAUAUUUCAUAUGGUACAACGACCUCCAUUGAUAUCCACGUUCCACUAAAACCGGCACCAAAAACUUUCAACACACAUCUCGGAUUUGAUAUACCCCUCGGGAUGAAAAAUGGAAACUCAGCAACUGCGAGGUUAUCAAUCGCAGCAGGCAGUGUUGUUGAUGGAAAUGGUAAUGCUUUUGACGGGACAGCAAACGCACGAGUUCAUUACGUUGAUCAACGGAAUUUGGAAGAUCUCGAUGAGAUGUACGGAGAAUUAAGAUUUACAGACGAAGAGGGAGAUUCUGUUGACUUAGAAACAUUUGGUAUGCUUCAGUUAUCCGUAGAAGACAACUCUGGAACACCUUUAUAUGUAAACGGAAAAAUCAAAAUGUCGCUUGAUCCAGCACCUUUAAAUUUGUCAAACGAAGGUGAAAAUCUGCAUUUGUAUAGCUUAGACGUUAACACAGGAAAGUGGGUUGAUCAAGGACUAAUGCCGUACACUUCUUCCAGUGGUUCAAGUCGUAAACGAAGGUCAACGGGAGGAAAUCUUGAGGGUAUUGUCACAGAUGCUAUUCCAGUUAUAGAUCUAACACAGAUAGUUGAUAAUAUUAUUAAAGUAAGCUAUACCAGAUUAGUAUCUUUAAUCAACAUAAGCCUAAGUAGACCUCGUAUAUAUCGUAUUAUAACUGAAUAUCGGACAGUUGUUUCUCAUGAUGUUGUCACGCGACAUGAUGCAUGCUUUGUAAGAGUGAAAGCGUACACUGACUUUACAUUUCGCAACGCAGCUGAUGGUGUUCGAAUUAUAGCAGCGACAAGAACUAAAAAUGGAGGGCCAUUUAGAGGGAAAAUGUCCAUGAUAACGAACAAUAAUGUUAAUAGUGGGAUUUUGUGCAUGCCGAUAUUUUGUAAUUCUGAUGUGUACCUCGCUGCAGAGAAAAAUGGAAAAUAUUACGCUUCAGACAAUCAUAUUUUACCCUCCGUAGCUGAGUCAGUGAACGUUGCAAAUGGUACACAAGUCAAACUUAAUUCAGAUUAUGUCAAUCGGGAAGGACCAGUUUUCCUUUAUCAAAGACGACCACAAUGUGAAGAUAACGCAUUUUCUAGCUUUGUGUUUCAGUUUGCCCCUCUCUUAAAGGAAGGCGAACGUAAUUCGUUGUCUGGAGAUAACGUACAUAAUCAAAUAAAUUCUUGGUAUACCGAACCUUCAACUAGUCCCUUCAGACGAACAUGCUUCAUGAAAGUGAAAGUAGUGUCCAAUGAACAUACUCUGCGGGCAAUAGGAGUCAGUAGGAUGGAAUAUGUAAGCAAUGUACCUUUCUUUGGAACUUUUCAAGCACCAAUUAUAUGGGAUGAAACUACAAAUAAUAGGAGAGAAAAAGCUGCUUGCAUAGAAUUUCGAUGUCCUGGAAGACUCAUUGAUGGCACCAACGUAAUCAAUAACAUAGCCACACUUCUGAGGGUACAAAUUCUGAGUCAAGAAGGUCAUGUUUGCAAUAUUACAAACGUGGCAAGUGGACUUAAUAUUACUCGUACUUCAAGCAUACUUGGUGGAGGUUUUGAGUUUCGGGCAGAUCCAAACGACAAUUACGGCGUCGGAAUGGGAGUAUUCAUCCGAACGUUUCCCUUUGAAACUGCUAGAUCUACCUGUCGCACUGGCUUAGACUCAACAAAUAUUAGCCCAAUUAUGAAGCCCAAUUCAAAUCCAGCAGUCGAAUUGGAAUGCAUAAUCUAA